AAAUUUCUUAAACCUUUCUGAUGAUCUGUGCUUCCUGUUUUUGAUUGAAUCGAAUCAUCUCAUCUGGAGUUCAACCAUCUUUCUUGCUUGCUUGCAAGAUCAGCUUUCCCGGAAUUUCAACAUUGGGGUGCGUCCACACAUUAACUCACAGAGCAAUUAGCUUCAGAUUCUUUUGAAUCCUGGGCAAAAUGGUUCAGUCAAAUGAUCCAUUUUGGCAUCAUGUUAAGGAGAUGAAGUGCUUGUAUUGCGGCCAUCAAUUUGCUAAGGAUACUUCCAUUUCAAGGAUCAAAUGGCAUUUAUUAGGAGAGAAGGGGCAUGGUGUUGCAAUUUGUAGAAAAGUGUCUAAACAAGUUCAAGAAGCAGCUUUUCAAGCUAUGCAUGGUCGCAACAAAAGACAUAAAAGCAUAGCAAGUUCAAGCAAUGUAAAUGAUAAUGCCAUUUCAACCACUUCACAAGAACAAAACUAUAAUGAAUUCGACAAUUUGGCAGGAGAUGCAGGAACGACACAAGCAGCGGAUAGAAUUGGUCAUACACUUGGAAGAAGUUGGGAUGAGAUCUAUAAUUUUUUAAUGGAGGAUGAUAUAGAGAAUGGGACUGGAGGAGUAGUGCAGCCUGGUGCUGGAGCUAGCUCUUCUGGAGGGCUUACAGGCAACACAAAUGAGAUUCCAGGAGAUGCGGUACCAACGACAAAGCUGGUGGGUCAAGCAUUCGAAGACCAUAAGAAGACUAUCUUGUCUUGGUUGAUGCACGAUGAAGUUUCAACUAUUGGCAUCUAUGGGAUGGGCGGAGUGGGUAAGACAACAUUAGUGAAACAUAUAUAUGAUCAGCUUCAAAAAAGUCGAGACAGUUUUUGUCAUGUUUACUGGAUUACUGUUUCACAAGAUACCAGCAUUAGUAGAUUGCAAAACAAUAUCGCCAGACGGAUUGGUUUUGAUCUUUCUAAUGAAGGCGAGGAGCUGUAUAGAGCUUCCGAUUUGUCAAAGGAAUUAAUGAAGAAACAGAAAUGGGUUUUGAUUUUAGAUGAUCUGUGGAAGGCUUUUGAGCUACCCAAGGUAGGAGUUCCUAUCCAAGCUGUUAAGGGAUGCAAGCUGAUUCUUACAACACGAUUAGAAAAGGUCUGUCAACAGAUGGAUACCCAACACAAAAUCAAAGUAAGUCCUAUAUUGGAGGAAGAGGCUUGGACUUUGUUUAUUGAGAGACUUGGACAUCAAAUGGCACUUUCUCCAGAAGUGGAACAAAUUGCAAAAUCUAUCACAAAGGAGUGUGGUGGUUUGCCUCUGGGAAUUAUAACAAUGGCUGGAACCAUGAAGGGGGUGGAGGACAUACACGAGUGGAGGAACGCUUUAGACGACCUGAGACAAUCAAGAGUUAGGAAAGAUGAUAUGGAGCCUGAAGUAUUCCACAUACUGAGAUAUAGUUAUAACCAUCUAAGUGAGGAAGCAGUGCAACAAUGUUUCUUGCACUGUGCAUUAUUCCCAGAAGACUUCAAGAUCCCUAGAGAGGAUUUGAUAGCUUAUUUGAUUGAUGAGGGAGUGAUAGAAGGGCUGAGAAGUAGGGAGGCAGAAUUUGACAAAGGCCACUCGAUGCUUAAUAAACUUGAAAGUGUCUGCCUUUUGGAAAGUGCUAAAAUGUACGGUGGUCGUAGAUGUGUCAAGAUGCAUGACUUGAUUAGGGAUAUGGCCAUCCAAAUAUUACAAGAGAACUCUCAAGGCAUGGUUAAAGCAGGUGCACAGUUAAGAGAAUUUCCGGGAGCAGAGGAGUGGACAGAGAAUCUUACAAGAGUUUCACUGAUGUGUAACCAGAUUGAAGAAAUUCCUUCCAGACAUUCACCAAGGUGUCCCAGUCUUUCAACUCUAUUGUUGCUCAGAAAUCCACUGGUGCACGUUGCAGAUUCAUUUUUUGACCAGUUGCGUGGGCUCAAGGUUCUUGAUCUGUCUCAUACAGGUAUCACAAAACUGCCUGAUUCUGUCUCUGAAUUGGUGAAUCUCACUGCAUUGUUGCUCAACGAAUGUCGGAAGUUAAGUCAUGUACCAUCAUUGAAAAAGCUCAAGGUACUGAAGAGGUUAGAUCUCUCUGCUACUUUGGCACUUGAAAAGAUGCCUCAAGGCAUGGAAUGUCUAUGCAACCUAAGGUGUCUUGUAAUGAAUGAAUGUGGUGAAAAGGAGUUUCCUAGCAGAAUAUUAUCGAAACUCUCUCACCUGCAAGUCUUUGUGUUAUGGAAGGAUUCGUUUGUUAAAGGAAAGGAAGUAGGAUGCUUGAGGAAGUUGGAGAGUUUGAAAUGCCGUUUUGAAGGUUACUCAGACUACAUGGAGUAUCUCAAAUCUCGGGAUGAGACCCAAUCACUAACAACAUACAGAAUUGUUGUAGGACUGCUACAUCACAAUUAUUACACAGAAGAAAAAAAUAAAGUAAUUGUUUUGGGUAAAUUGAGUAUCAACAGAGACGGAGAUUUUCAGGACAUGUUCUCGAAGGACAUUCAACAACUGACCAUUGAUGAAUGUGAUGACGCAAAAAGUUUAUGUGAUGUUUCCUCUCUAAUAAAGUAUGCAACUGAUCUGGAGUAUAUCGAGAUUAGUAGUUGCAAUAGCAUGGAGAGCUUGGUUUCAUCUUCUUGGUACUGCUCUACUCCACCUCCAUCUCCAUCUUAUGAUGGUAUAUUUUCUGGUCUUAAGGAGUUCUAUUGCAAUCACUGUACAAGUAUGAAGAAAUUAUUCCCUCUUGUCUUGCUGCCAAGCCUCGUAAACUUGGAAGUGAUUAGCGUUGAUGAAUGUGAGAAAAUGGAGGAGAUAAUAGGUAGAACAAGAUCAGAUGAAGAAGGGGUUUCGGGUGAAGAAAGCAGCAGCAGCAGCAACGAUCUUAAACUCCCAAAGCUAAGAGAACUGCACUUGGAAAAUUUACCAGAACUGAAAAGCAUUUGCAGUGCAAAACUGAUUUGCGAUUCUAUCGAAGUAAUUAAAGUAAGAAAUUGUGAGAAAAUGGAGGAGAUAAUAGGUGGAACAAUAUCAGAUGAAGAAGGGGUUAUGGGUGAAGAAAGCAACAGCAACACCCCCAUUCUCAAACUCCCAAAGUUAAGAAAACUGGUAUUGAAGCGAUUACCGGAACUGAAAAGCAUCUGCAGUGCAAAACUGAUUUGGGAUUCUCUCAAAAAAAUUAAAGUAAUGAAUUGUAAGAAGCUGAAGAGGAUGGGAAUUUGUCUUCCGUUGCUUGAAAAUGGCCAGCCAUCUCCUCCCCCUUCUCUUAGAGAAAUCGAGAUAGAUUCAGAAGAAUGGUGGGAGUCAGUAAUGGAGUGGGAGCAUCCCAACACCAAGGAUGUGCUGCGUCCCUUUGUAAGGGUUUUUGGAGGAUGAGCGACGACACUGCCCUUAAUAUAAUAUUAAAUUAAGAGUAAGCAUCGUUGUUUUA
Messenger RNA from Populus euphratica (Euphrates poplar), 3402 nucleotides. RefSeq names its product probable disease resistance protein At4g27220. Lineage: Eukaryota; Viridiplantae; Streptophyta; Magnoliopsida; Malpighiales; Salicaceae. Gene Ontology annotation, molecular function: ADP binding; protein binding. The record is from RefSeq and is a predicted model, not a curated record. Bases 189 to 3347 code for a protein of 1052 amino acids. The transcript has 3 exons.